Messenger RNA from Schistocerca gregaria, 1832 nucleotides. RefSeq names its product dynein axonemal heavy chain 12-like. Gene Ontology annotation, cellular component: dynein complex. Gene Ontology annotation, biological process: microtubule-based movement. Bases 78 to 1160 code for a protein of 360 amino acids. Gene Ontology annotation, molecular function: ATP binding; dynein intermediate chain binding; minus-end-directed microtubule motor activity. The record is from RefSeq and is a predicted model, not a curated record. NCBI's taxonomy places the organism in Eukaryota, Metazoa, Arthropoda, Insecta, Orthoptera, Acrididae. The transcript has 6 exons.
AGCCAACAGAAGGAGUUAUUGAUGAAAUCAUCAAGAGAUAUGCUGUAAAAGAGCCUCGAAGUAUUAGUUUGAUGUAAAUGCUGCAGACACAAAUGGUGAAGACAAUGAAACAAUUGAUAAAGGACAAUAUUGAUCCUUCUGAUAAAUUAUCACCACAAGAAUUACUUAAUAGUGUUCCAGGGCAGAUUGCCCUGGUUGUUAGCAGGCUAAUUUGGACCAGUAAAGUACAUACUUCCCUGGAGGCACAUCGUAAACUCCAGGAGCAUUUGAUAGCCAUGCAGGGUCAAAUGGAUAUAUUUACAGUUGCUGUGACUGAAAAUCUUACGAGACUCAAAAUGCUGAAUCUUCAUUGUCUAAUUAUUCAGACAUUACAGCAAAGAGAUAUAAUUCAGCAGUUCCUGGAUAUAGGUGUUACAUCAGAUUCAGACUUCCUAUGGAUAGCACAAAUAAGGUACUACUGGCAAAACGAUGUUAUAAUUAACUGCUUGGCUGCCGUUAUAAAAUAUUGUUAUGAGUAUCUGGGAAAUUCCUCUCGUCUUGUGGUUACUCCUUUGACAGAGAGAAGUUACAGAGCAUUACUUAUUGGUUAUACACAACACUUAUUUGGUGCAACAAUAGGAGCAACGGGUACUGGAAAGACCGAAAUAAUAAGAAACCUAGCAAAAGAUAUAGCAGUACAUCACAUAGUAUUUAACUGUACUGGGUCUUUGGAUGCUGCAUCAGUGACAAAAUUUUUCAAGGGUGUGGCAGUAUCAGGUGCUUGGAUAUGUUUGGAUAACUAUAACACAAUUGCUGUAGAAGUAGUAUCUGUUCUGGCUCAGCACACAAGUGCAGUAAUCCAUGCUCUGCAAUCAAAUAUGAAAGCAGUUAUUUUUGAAGGUCUUGAACUUCCUUUGAAAACCACUGGAUUUCUGUGCAUUACUGUGGAUGUACAGUGUGAAACAUGCUCUGCAUUACCUGCAAACUUGAGGGUUUUCCUCCGAGGUGUAGCAACAGUUAUUCCUGAAUGGUCACAAAUUGCACAAAUAUUGUUAUUUUCGUAUGGCUACAAGGAAGCAGGAAGUUUGGCACUGAAGUUAACAACUGUGUAUAAGUUGUGUGAUGAAAUAUUUUCAUCACAAAAACAUUAUGACUUUGGUUUGUACUUCUGUCUAGAAUAAUGUAGUAAUCUUUGAAAUAUCAACUUAUUUGCUAUUUUUGUAUAAAUUAGGUGUGAUGUUUAUGAAACAUCUGUUGUUUCCUGUAACUGUUGUUAACUUUGCAUUAUAGGUUGCAGUUGUUACCCUAUGAGCUAUGUCAAUAAUAUUAAUUAGUGAGUCUACUUGAAAUGACUAUAUAGGUGAAUGCUGAUUACAGUUUUCCCUGUUUAUGUCUUUUAUUUUUUUCUGGCAUGAUGUGAAAAAAUGAAGGAAUAGAAGUGCCACAGGAUGACAAUUAUUUGCCUGAUGUAAAGAUGUCACAGAUGAAAUUUGUGGCAUUUAGAAGAUAUGUGGCAUAGGAUAUAUGUCUGUCUCAGUUGCUGAAACUAGUGUUUUUUUACUGGACAGAGGUGUCUAGUGUUUAUGUAGGUCAAAAAUGUUCUGUUUACUGCAUCAGUGCAGCAUGUCUUGAAUGUAAUAUUUAAUGAAAGGGCGUUACUGUAAAUCUAUUCUAACAAACUGGACUACAGUUGUUUGUCUCAUUUCUCCUAUGUGUACAAUAAUUCAAAAUCAUUAAUUUACUUGUAUCAGGCCAUCAGUUUCUGUUGUCAGACAAACAACAUUAAAAGUGUCUUAUAAAAGAGAAAUGCAGUUGAUGAACCUAAUAAAUUUGUGACUGGUUCACUAACCUGU